AUGCAGGACAUCCUGGAGAGGCCGAGCAGCAGCAGCAGCAGCAGCAGCAGUAUAAGCCCCUCGGGCCGCAGGGAAGAGCGCAAGGGCCCCAAAAGGAGACCCGAAAAGGAAGCAGAGGGGCCCCCCUUGGGCCUCGGAGAGGCCCGCGAGCUCAGGGGCCUCCUGACCCUUGCUGAGCAGCUGCAGGGGGGGCCCCCACAAGCCCGGGCCCUUUGUCCCCCCCGAAUUGCUGCAGUCAUUUCCCAGGCCUCCGAGGCCCUCUUGUCCCACAGAGAUCCCACGCCUUAA
Messenger RNA from Eimeria tenella, 288 nucleotides. RefSeq lists its product as uncharacterized. The transcript has a single exon. The record is from RefSeq and is a predicted model, not a curated record. Bases 1 to 288 code for a protein of 95 amino acids. NCBI's taxonomy places the organism in Eukaryota, Apicomplexa, Conoidasida, Eucoccidiorida, Eimeriidae.